Panicum hallii is the source of this 1310-nucleotide messenger RNA. Its product is annotated as syntaxin-52-like. Lineage: Eukaryota; Viridiplantae; Streptophyta; Magnoliopsida; Poales; Poaceae. Gene Ontology annotation, biological process: vesicle fusion; intracellular protein transport. The transcript has 8 exons. The record is from RefSeq and is a predicted model, not a curated record. The coding region runs from base 342 to 1037 and encodes 231 amino acids. Gene Ontology annotation, molecular function: SNAP receptor activity; SNARE binding. Gene Ontology annotation, cellular component: endomembrane system; SNARE complex.
CUCCUCCCCUUUCUCUCUCGCUCGCCUACCGAGUCCCAAGUCCCGACCCUCUUGCUCCCGUUCCUCUCCUGGCGGCAGCGCCCCGCCGCACCACCCGCGCCUCCGGAUCCUCGUCGAGACCUCGCCGGUGAAGACAAGGCCAAGGCACGCCCGGCCCUUCCUUCCCUCCCCCAUUCCCUUCCCUUCCCUUCCAUUCCCUUCCGUUCAGUAGCUACGCCAGCUUCGUCAAAGACACGCGGAAAACAACAAGACUCGGGGGGUAAAGCGAGAGGGGAGGCGACGCGGACGAGGCCCGAUUCCGAUCCCCGGUCCCCCGAUCCGCGCGUCCGGUUCAAGCAGCAAUGGCAUCAUCUUCGGACCCAUGGGUGAAAGAGUACAAUGAAGCAUCCAGGCUUGCUGAUGACAUCAGUUCCAUGAUUGCCGAUAGAGGGUCUCUUCCGCAAUCAGGCCCAGAAAUUAUGCGGCAUACUUCAGCCAUCCGGAGAAAAAUAACUAUUCUUGGGACUAGACUGGAUAGCUUGGAGUCAUUGCUGGCCCGAAUUCCUCCAAAGUCAAUCACUGACAAGGAGAUGCAUAAGCGCGAAGACAUGCUUUCCAAUUUGAAGUCUAAAGCAAAACAGAUGGCGACAAGUUUCAACAUGUCGAACUUUGCUAACAGGGAGGAUCUUCUCGGACAGAGUAAAAAGGCGGAUGAUAUGAGCAGAGUUGCUGGGUUAGACAACCAAGGAAUUGUUGGCCUUCAGAGACAAGUUAUGAAAGAGCAAGAUGAGGGCCUUGAGAAGCUGGAAGAGACAGUGCUGAGCACAAAGCAUAUUGCAUUAGCAGUCAAUGAAGAACUUACCCUGCACACAAGAUUGAUAGAUGACCUUGAAGAUCAUGUUGAUGUUACAAACUCGCGUCUUCAGCGUGUGCAAAAGAGACUUGCAAUUCUGAACAAGCGCACCAAAGGUGGCUGCUCGUGCAUGUGCCUGCUGUUGUCGGUUGUUGCCAUUGUGAUCCUCGCGGUCAUUGUUUGGCUUCUCGUCAAGUACCUGUAAAUAAAAGAAAGAAGCUGCCAGCUACCCUGCGGCCUUCACCUGGAAUGCCUCUUGUGUGUUAGUCGAUCCAAAUGUGCAGUCUUUGAAAAAUAUAUAUACGGUGGUUUCAGUCUGUUGUUUCCUUUCGUGAGCGUAACCGUUAUGCAAUAUGUACAUUACAUCGAUUGAGGCUCAGUCAUGAUCAUUAAUCUGUGUAUGAGACUGCCACAUCCUAUGUGUGGCGUUUGUCAGUUUGCAAUGAGAAGUGUGGACUCAUUCUGUGUGUGGCUAUAA